This is a messenger RNA of Brassica rapa (field mustard), 5369 nucleotides long. Its product is annotated as disease resistance protein TAO1. Gene Ontology annotation, molecular function: ATP hydrolysis activity; protein binding; ADP binding. The record is from RefSeq and is a predicted model, not a curated record. Lineage: Eukaryota; Viridiplantae; Streptophyta; Magnoliopsida; Brassicales; Brassicaceae. Gene Ontology annotation, biological process: signal transduction; defense response.
AAUGAUUUUUGUCGGCCACAAAUUUGCGUGGAAAUUGAUUCUUGCAAUCAACUGACAAGAGUGAGUGAGCUCUAAGUCGUUACUUAUGGUUAUGGCAUCAUGAGACUGUAAAGUGGACCAGUUUAUACAACGUACAUGUCUUAACUGGAAUAGGACGGACAACACAUUAUGAAAUUCAGAAAAUAAAAAAGAUUUCAUAGUCGUCAUCUUAUUAUUACACUAUGAAUCUUUGUAUACCUGAUUGUACUAGGGUAUAAUUAGGGAUGUCAAAUAGACGGAUUGUCAAUGGACGACCGGUGUCGUGUCCAAAUUAUUAUGGGUUAAUAUGGACACAUCCAUAUUGGAUCAAAUUUAAAUGGUACAAAUGGACAAACUCAAUUGGGUUCAUGGACAAAACCGAACUGAACAAUCUGAACAUUGAGCAGCCCAAAUAGCUAAAAUAUCUAGGUUCAAAAAAUUAAGAAAAAAUAACAGUUUUACUUAGUCUUACCAAAAUCAUAAAAUCAAAUUUAUGCCAAAACCAAAAAAUUGUAUUUUCUCGUCAAAAUUGUAUUUUUUUCAUUAAAACCAUAAAAUCGCUUUAACCUGCUAAAACUGCAAAAUCACAAUUUUCCGUUAAAAUUAUAUUUUCUCCGUCAAAACCGCAAAAUUGUGUUUUUCCGUUAAAAUUGUAUUUCCACCAAAACUGUAAAAUCGCAAUUUUCCGACAAAACCGUAAAAUCGCAUUUUUCGCCAAAACGGAAAAAUCGUGUUUUCUAUCAAUACCGCAAAAUCGUGUUUUUCAGUCAAAACUGUAAAAUCGUAUUUUUCCACUAAAACUGCAAAAUCACAUUUUCUCAUCAAAAUCGCAAAAUUUCAUGAAACUGAAAGUCAUAUUUUUCAUCAAAAUCACAAAAAUCCGAAAAUUAAGUUUUUUUGUCAAAAUCACAAAAAUCGUGUUUUCCGCCAAAACCGCAAAAUUAUGUUUUCCUAAACCGAAAAAUCACAUUUUUUUUUAUCAAAAAUCACCAAAAUUUCAAAAUCAAUUUUUCCCAUCAAAAAAUCUAAUUGCAAAAUUAUAAACUUUAACUCUAUAAUAUAUACGGAAUUUAAUAUAUUUCCAUUUUUACAAUAAAAAUUAGGUUAUUUAUACUAAAUAGGUGUCUAGUCUCAUGGACAGUCCAACUGUUUAUGGUUUUUUUUUGGGUAUGGUCUUAUACAUGGUCUUAUUUGGGUCUCGACCAAAACGUCCGGCAAAAAGACACGCCCCGUAUGGACACGCCGAGAUGGCCCAACUCCCAUUUGACAUCCCUAUCCCUAGGUAUAAUGAUAGAUAAAUGGUGAUCCGAUAAUCAAUAUAGAAGACAUGUUAGGUAGAUCCACUGACUACGCUGGCCCACAAAUUUCGUGUGGAAAAGUGAUACCUAUGUUCCACGAUGGUAACUUUCUUUCUUCUUCAGUCAAUGGGAUAACAGUUCCGUGUUGGUACGUACAAAAGAGUCGCUCGGUUUAAUUCUUUCUACUCACUAGAAAGCAGCUCUGAGAUCUUGAUCCUCUCUUCAUCAUACUAGUAUGGAUUCUUAUUUAUCUCUUUCCAGUGUUUCUGCUGCUGCAAUCUGCUUCUACGCCCUUUUGGGUACAGUAUUUUUCAACAGGAAAUCAAGAUCCCAUCAAGAAAACAAAACAAUGGCUUCUUCUUCUUUAACUCGUUUGGCUCCUCCGUCUUCUUUGCCUCCCAAUUGUAAACACCAAGUCUUCCCAAGCUUCCACGGGGUAGAUGUCCUCGAAAACUUUCUCAGCCACAUUGUCAAGGAGUUCAAGAGCAACGCAAUCGACCUAUUCAUUGACAAUAACAUAGAGAGAAGUAAGUCAAUCGGUCCCGCGCUCAUAGAAGCUAUUAGAGGGUCGAGGGUUGCUAUUGUCUUGCUCUCGAAGAACUAUGCUUCGUCUACAUGGUGCUUGAACGAGCUGGUGGAGAUCAUGGAGUGCAGAGAAGAGGUUGGUCAAACAGUGAUAACCAUUUUCUAUCAAGUGAAUCCAACUGAUAUAAAGAAGCAGAAGAGCUAUUUUGGGAAGGUCUUCAGAAAAACUUGUAAAGGCAAAAGAAAUGAGGAGAUCCAAAGAUGGAAACAUGCUUUGACAGAUGUGGCCCAAAUCGAAGGUUAUCAUUCAAUAAACUGGAAGAAUGAAUCAGAGAUGAUUGAAUAUAUUGCCACUGAUGUUUCGAACAAGUUGAACCUUUCCGCACCAUCCAGUGAUUUUGACGGCUUCGUUGGCAUGAAAUCCCAGAUGGUAACUAUGGGACCAUUGUUACAGCUAGAUUCAGAAGAGGUGAGAAAAAUAGGGAUCUUGGGUCAGCCUGGGAUCGGUAAGACCACCAUUGCUAGAUAUAUAUUCAACACAUACUCUCGAGAAUUCCAACUGAGUGUAUUUAUGGAUAAUAUCAAAAGAAAGUAUGCAACAACAGCUUGUUCUGAUGACUAUAGUGUGAAGUUGGAUUUACAAAAACAUUUUAUGUCUCAACUAACCAAUGUGACAGAUAUCAAUAAUUUUUCACAUUUGGGAAUUGCCAAACACAGACUGAAAGACAAGAAAGUUCUUGUCGUUCUUGAUGAUGUGGAUCGGUUAGUCCAAGUGGAAGCCUUUGCGAAAGAAACUAAUUGGUUUGGUCCAGGGACUCGGAUUAUAAUCACAUCACAAGAUCAAAGGGUUUUAAAAGCAAGUGGGAUCAACCAUAUUCACAAGGUGAAUUUUCCAUCAGAUGAUGAAGCUCUUCAAAUGUUCUGCAUGUAUGCUUUUGAUCAGAAAUACCCAAAGGAUGGUUUCGAGGAGCUGGCUUGUGAAGUUGUGAGUCUUGUAGGUAGACUUCCGUUGGGGCUAAAGGUUAUGGGAUCCUAUUUUCGGGGAUCGUUUGAGCAAGAGUGGACAGAGGCACUACCAAAGUUAAGGACUCACCUUGACCGAGAUGGAGAAAUUGCGAGCAUUUUAAAGUUUAGUUAUGAUUCCUUAUGUGAUGAAGAUAAACGUUUAUUUCUUCAUAUUGCCUGCUUUUUCAAUUGUGAAAAAGUUGGUAUAGUGGAAGACUGUCUUGCAAAAUGUUUUUCGGAUGUCAGACAUGGGCGUGGUGUCUUAGCUGAAAAAUCUCUUAUAUCUAUAAAUAUGGAUUGGGGAACAAUAGAGAUGACCAAGUUGCUAGUCCAACUGGGAAGAAAAAUUGUGCGAGAACAAUCGGUUAAUGAGCCUGGAAAACGACAAUUUUUGAAUGAUGCAAUUGAGAUUUGUGAAGUAUUGAGUGAUGAUAGAGCCGACAGUAGCAGCGUCAUAGGAAUAAAUGUUGAGACUUAUGAAGACGUAGAAUGUACAAGUGAAAGAGCCUUUGAAAGAUUGUAUAAUCUUCAAUUCUUAAGAAUCCUUGGCAAAGGCGUUAAUCCUCAAAGUAUUAACCACAUAUCCCAAAAACUUAAAGUACUUAUUUGGCUGAAUUCCGAGAUGACAUGUUUUCCUUCAAAUUUUAAUCCAAAGUUCCUAGUCAAACUAGAGAUGAUGAAUAGCAAGCUUAAGAAAUUGUGGGAAGAAACUAAACCUCUCAAUAAUCUCAAGUGGAUGAAUUUAAGUCGUUCAAGAAGAUUGGAAGAGCUUCCAGAUCUCUCAACUGCCACUAAUCUAUAUGACCUGGAUCUCUCAUAUUGCUCAAGUCUCGUGAAACUCCCUUCUUCUAUUGGGAAUGCAAUUAAUCUCCAAAGUCUGCAUCUUAGUUUUUGCUCAAAUUUGGUGGAGAUCCCUCCGUCUAUUGGAAAUGCAGUUAAUAUAAAAAAAAUUUCUCUCAUUCACUGCUCAAGUCUUGUGGAGAUUCCUACAUCUAUUACUACAAUCACUAGUCUCACAUCUCUUGAUAUCAGUGGAUGCUCAAGUUUGAUGAAGCUUCCUGACAACAUUGAAACAUUCACUGAACCCAAUCACAUUAAUCUCAGUGGUUGUUCAAGCUUAGUGGAGAUUCCUUCCUCUAUUGUGAAUGCAAAAAAUCUCCAGAAAUUGGAUCUUAGUAAUUGUUUAAGCUUGGUGGAACUCCCUUCCUCUAUUGGGAAUGCAAUUAAUCUUCAGAAAUUGAAUCUCAGUCAUUGCUCAAGUUUGGUGGAGCUCCCUUUCUCUAUUGGGAAUGCAACUAAUCUUCAAGAACUGAAUCUCAGUCAUUGUUCAAGUCUGGUGGAACUCCCUUCCUCUAUUGGGAAUGCAACUAAUCUUGAAGAACUGAAUCUCAGUCAUUGUUCAAGUGUGGUGGAGCUACCUUUCUCUAUUGGGAGUGCCAUUAAUCUUCAAAAAUUGGAUCUCAGCCGUUGCUCAAGCUUGGUAAAGCUCCCUUCCUCUAUUGGGAAUGCAAUUAAUUUUCAUAAAUUGAAUCUCAGUGAUGAUUGGUCAAGUAUGGUGGAGCUUCCUUUUUUUAUGAGAAACCUUGAUAGAUUGUUGAAAUGCUCAAAGUCAGAGGUUCUUCCGGCUGACAAUAACUUUCAAUCUAUCAAUCUCUCGGACGAGUCUUCGUUUAAAAUUUGUCCUGAUCAGAGUUCCACAAUCAUACGAGAGCUUGAUCCAUGGAUCUGGAGAAUAUCUCAUCUACGUACACUUGUACUAAACGGAAUGAAGAAGCUGGUAUCACUCCCUCCGCUUCCAGAUUCGCUAUUGUUCUUAGAUGCAGAAGAUUGUGAGUCCCUGGAGAGACUAGAUUGCUCCUUUGACAAUCCAGAUAUUUGUCUCAACUUUGUUAACUGCUUCAAACUAAAUCAAGAAGCAAGAGAUCUCAUCAGCCUGACGCCGACCAAUGGAUAUGCAGUCUUUCCCGGUACAGAAGUGCCUCAGUGCUUCACUUACCGAUCAUCUGGGAGUUCCUUAACUGUGAAGUUGAUUCAAAAGUCUCUUGGCAUAUCAACCAAAUUUAAGGCUUGCAUCUUAAGUGCGGAUUUGGAGGGAAAUAACUUUCCACAUUGGUCACAAGCAUCGGUUUGUUGUGGCAUCAUUAAGAUUUCUAGACAUCUUGAAUAAUAAAUGAGAUUAGAAAGAGAUUUGAGAGGAUUAUUAAAGAGAUUAGAGAUUAGAGAUUGGAGAUUAAUGAGAUUUGGAAAUGAGAUUAAAGGCUAGAGAGAGAAUUCAAAGAUGACCAGAGACUUUUUAUUAUCUUGCUUGAAUCUUAAUGAAGAGAUUAUAAAGUUUAUAUAGAGAGGAUACAAGGGUUUUAAGAGCUUGAGAAAGGCUGUCAUGGGCUUCUUCCUUUCUGGGCCGAGUACUGUAGCAACAGUCUCAAGUCUGGUGCCUAACUUCUCAAGUCUGGUGCCUUUGAUAUCCUUCUUUCAUAUAGCUUGAUCUCUUCAUCUCAACACUCCCCCUCAAGCUUGACCAUG